This is a messenger RNA of Eublepharis macularius, 969 nucleotides long. RefSeq names its product chibby family member 2 (gene CBY2). The transcript has a single exon. Lineage: Eukaryota; Metazoa; Chordata; Lepidosauria; Squamata; Eublepharidae. The record is from RefSeq and is a predicted model, not a curated record. The coding region runs from base 1 to 969 and encodes 322 amino acids.
AUGGACGUCCCACCACGGGUCAAGCUGAGCAACGAAACGUUUGUUUUCCUCGAUGGCAAGUGGGUGAAUGAAACUUACAUUCAAUCAGCCAUCACUUCCUAUCCAGAAACUCCCCAGAAACACGUUGGCAAGAAGCUACGUAGCGACUGGACUCUCUGGGAAGAGAACAAAGCCCUUUGGGAAGAGAACCAGGCCCUGCGGGUGGAGAACCGGGCCCUCCGGGAAGAGAACCGGGCGCUGCAGUGCUUGCGGAUGGAGAACAAGGGCAUUCAAGUCAUUUAUGACGAAAGUCUGCAGCAAGUCCUUCAGCAAGACAAGACUCUAGAAGGCCUUCCGAAAUUAGGACUCCAGAACAGUUUAGAAAACAAAGCCCUUCAAGUUCUCCGGGAAGAGAACAAAGCCCUCCAGGUCUUUCGGGAAAACAAUAUGGCUCUGAAGAUCUUCCCAGACAAAAUCUUCACUGAGAAGAAGAAACCAAUACCAGUUCUCCAGAAGGAAAAACUCACCGUUCAGUUGUUAGGGACAGACGAGCCCGCAGUCCCGGAAACCAGCAAGGCUGUUACAGUUCAAGAAAAUAACCCCAAAGCUACCCUUUCCCAGCCAGUUAAAAUUGUUCAGGAAAUUCAGGAGGACAGCAGGUCUUUGCCAGUCCUGGAAAGAAACAAAACUACCGUGUCUCCACUAGAGGAGAACGAGCCUCUCCUAGCUGUUCAGAAACUGAACCAAAUUAUGCUGUCCCUCCUCCGAGAGAAACAGGCACUUCUGGAAGAAAAAGAGGCCUUCCAAACACGGCAAGGAGAUAACAAAAUACUCUGGGAGGAGAACAAUAAACUGAAGUUGCAGCAGAACGCUAUCAAAGGGGCUAUUAACAAGAUUGCUGCUCAGGUGGACGUGCUGCAGCAGGAGCUGAGCGCCUUGGCGUUCCUGCAGGAGGCAGAGAAUGAAACGAAGAAGCUGGAGACAUGCUGA